GUCGGUACAUUAGUCCGCAUUUUUUACGUAAUCAAAUCGAUUUCGUUGAACGUCACUAUCUGUCAAAACCGUUCCACGGCCUAAUUUUUUGCUGGACCGCGAUGAAUUUGUGGUAAAAAUAAUUGCUUAACACGGAAGCACUGCUGGAGAUUUAACGUGCACGCGAAUUACCAACGAUCGGAGGAAACUAUUCCGCACGGAUUGCGGACUCGCCUUUUUGUCGAAAGUCCGUGCGCCGAACGUCGUCGUCACCAUCGACGAAUCGGCUCGACGAAGCAGCAUUAGCAGCAGCUUGAGAUAGAGAGCGAGAGAGGGCCUAGCCAGCAAUAUAGCAGCAGGUGCCUAGUUGGUUCAUCAGUCAGAUAACCUAUAUUUGCUUCUAUUUCCUCCUUUCGCGAAGACGACGACGACGACUGGCACUUUCUGUGCGAGGUGUCCUCAGUCGAACAACGUUAUUGAUGACUCAAUGGCAUUCACACGGGUCCAGUUAGGCUAGUGCUACUGUUCAAUGAAAGUUCCGCGUCGUGACAAGCAAAGAAGUAUGCUCUGUCUAGUGUGACGUCUGGAAUUUCAAAAUGCAAAGUGGUGGAGGGCCGUUGCCGCCGGGUACGGUCAUACGUAGCAUGGCAUCGGGGACCCCCUCGUCCCAGCAGCAGCAGCAGCAGCAGCAACAGCAGCAGCAACAACAGCAGCAGCAACAGCAGCAACAGCAGCAGCAGCAGCAACCUCCAGAUAAUCGAAAUCCCCAGAAUGCGAUGAUGAAUCAGCAUUCGCAGCAGAGUCCGCUCUACCCGCAGGCCGUGUACCGCGGGGCGGGCUCGAAUCAGUCGACACGGCCACGCGGAAUACCGAUGCCCCCGUACCAGCAGAUGCCGAUGACGAUUAACUACAUGCAGCCGAUGCCGCGGUUACCGGCUGGUCACUGGCCAAACAUGAACAACGUGGUGGUGUACCAACAUCCGCCGUACAUGUACUCGGUAGUGCCGAAUCAGCAUCAAUCGGCGGGAGGACGCCGGCAGCCGGGAGCAGACAACAACAUAGUCAAUCUCUCGCAAUUACCGCUGUCGCAGCCUCCGCAACCGAAUCAGCAGCCGGCACCGAUGCAGGUGCCUCACGAAAUGCUACAGCACAUGCAUCCCCCGCAGGCCCCACAGCAGGUAACCACUGCCCAGCUCAGUGCUCCGCUGGACCAACAUCCACAGGCGGCAACGGCGGCUCAGGUGGCCGUCGUGUCCUCUCAGCCUCAUGCAUCAUACUCUCCGAUAUCGAAUUUGAUUGCCGCGCCUCCGCCACAUCUGCAACCGGGCGGUGGUGCAGUCGGUAUGGGUGUAGGCGUCGGCGUCGGCCCAGGUGGUGGCGGUCAAGGGGAGCCAACGAAACAACCAGCCAAGCGAGAAAAGCGCAAGCACGCACUGUGCAUCAUCGAUCCCGUCACAAAACAGGACAUAUUGCAGAAUAUGUUCAAUGAUACUUCCUCGGGCGGUGGUGGUGGUGGUUCGUCAGGAGCCACCGCUUCUUCCACUGCAGCACCGUCGGUCUCCUCGACAGGUAGCACGCCCGUACCGGCGGAGUUGCCACAGAGUGUCACACCCGCCUCGCAAAUGGGCGAGCAGCCAGAGUAUGCGGAUUACACCGCGCAACAACAACAACAACAACAACCUGGACAGGAAAUGGUCGCCGUUCCGUCGCCUAUGGUACCAGCAUCAAUGGUCGCUCCACCCCCGCAACACAUGCAUCAUCAGCCACCACCGCAGAUGCUUCUAGCGGGCCACACAAGUCACCCGCAGCAACAACAACCUCCACCGCCUCCGCAGCAGCAACAGCAGCAGGCCGUCCCGGGUGGACCACCACCGCCCGGUCCGGGCCAUCCGCAUGAGAUGUACGUGGUAAAUGCUCCUAAUUUGAAAAUGAUGAAUCACUCGCACCCGCCACCUCACCUGCCACCGCAUCUUGCCGGUGAUAUGGCGACGGUGACGGGCACACCGGUCGUAUCCGCCAUGUCCGACGGGCCCUCGGUCGAGAUACCGAAUUCUUACACGAAGAAGAAAAAACCCAUCCCCGAUGGGAGCGGUUUACAUCAGCAUCAGCAUCAGCAAAUGAAACAGCAGCAGCAGCAACAACAGCAACACCACCAUCACUACCAUCAUGGGCAGCAACAGCAGCAUCCACAUCAACACCAGCAGCAGCAACAGCAGCAACAGCAGCAAAUGCAUCAACACCAUCAUCAUCAUCAGCAGCAGCAGCAGCAAAGACAUCAACAGCAACAGCAGCAUCACCAUUCUUAUGCGAUGCAGCAGCAGCAUAAUGUGGCGGCCGUUCAUGUAGCAGCAGCCCACGCCCAAGCGGCGGCGGCAGCAGCCCAUGCACACGCACAGGCGCACGCAGGAGUCCCGAUAGCCCCACCCGGCAGUCAUCCGUCAGGAGUCACGCUAGCCGCCAUGGACAGUGAGAUGAUGUCUCAGCAUGUAGUUCCGCAAGCAGCAGCUCACCAUCAUCCAUCGCAGCUAGUAGGCGGCGUUCCAAUGGCUGCUAACUACAUGACAGAACCACCACCACCGGUGCUGGCGGCGACGACCGGUGGCGAUAGGCGAUAUCGUACCAUCUCGGAGAAAUCGAUCACCGAAUCGACGCUGUCCACGGAUGCCGCACCUUUCGUGUACACUGGCAGUAGCACCGCAAACAGCAAUGUAGCGGCAGCCAGUCUACCCCCGCCGCCCGUAACACAGCAGCAGAUGGUAGCCGUCAAUCCGCCCCCACCCGUGGCUGUGGUAGAAAGCGCUAGCAGCAGCAGGAGUGUCGAGCGUGAAACCGUCGGUGUCGUACGAAGGGGCGAGGUAGAUAAUGUGCCCGCGCGAGAAGAAGCCUCCGUGGAACGCCGACUGGAGGAGGAGGAGACGCUUGUGGAAGCGGAUAAACAGAACGCAAACGUGGUGCCUCCGCAGUCUAGCAUCGAAGGCAGUGGCCGCCCGGCUUCAGUCGCCACCGCCGCCACCGAUGAGCUAGCGGAUAGUGUAGCGAAAUUGAAUAUGGUUGGAGAUCCGACAACCGUCGUCGACCAGCAGCAGACUCCGCAACAGGAGGAGCAGGUAGUAGAGGAGAAGGAAGUCGCGGCCGUUGUUCCCGAAGCCGCCACCGAAGCGGAAGCUGCCGACGAGACGGAUAGAGCUGCUGUAGUAGUCGCUGAGUUGUCGACCGUUACUGCCACUACUGCUGCUGAUGCUUCGAUUACGAAGCAAGAGGCGGUCACGGCGGCACCAGCUGCCGCUGCUAUCGCUUCCUCCCCCGCUGUACAGCCGGCGAAGUUUUUAAAUAAGGAAUCUAGUGCUAAGGAAAAAAUAGAUAAUGAUAAUUUAAUUAACAAUAAUGUGGAGUACACCAGAAACUUAAGUUCGAUAAAAGGUGAGGUUGGCGGCGAGAAGAAGGUUGUGGCCGCAGCAGAGCCGGUAGUUAACGCCGCGGCACCAACAGCCGGAGCCGGUAAUGUCAACGCGAUCAGCGAAGUGGUGCCGACGGACGCAGAUCGGGAAUCGGAUCGUACGGAAACGACGAAGAAGAAAAGUGAAUCUGCUGAGCUAAUCAUGCCAGCCGAACCGGCGAAGAAGAAGGGCCUCGGCGCUUCGGAUGUGGCCAGCAACGAGGCCUCAAAUGUCGCAAACAGUAGUAGUAGUUUGGACGACAAUCGUAACUUAGUUACCGCGGUGGUGUCACCGGACGUCGUGGCACCACUCAAGUCGUCACCGGCACCGGCACCGGAAGCAACGAGCGGAGGAGGAAAGGACUCGACUGUGAAACCCAGCCCGACGACUUUGCAACCGGCAAAUAUACCGCCGGCACUAAAGAAGAGCAAGUCGAUCACGCUCAUCGACUACGAUGCUGACCAGUGGAGCCCGGAGAACCCGUCCGGCAAGAAGAAGUACUCGCGGGACCAGCUUUUGCAGCUGAAGAACGCGGCCCCCGCCCUGGAGAAACCUUCCAAUCUGCUGAACAGCCUCGAGAACGUGCUGGUACGAACCAACUUCUCGAACGCGAUGGGUGGCGGUGGUGGCAACGCCUACAGCAACAAUCAAAAGAUCAAUGAAAACUCGUUGAUGCCGAACUUCAUGAAGAGCGGCGGCGGUGGCGGUGGUGGCGGGUCGCACAUGGGCCAGCACAACAAUCCCGUCCGGCAUCAGUACGUGAAGCGUUCGUCGCAGCAGGGCAGUAACGGAAGCCAGUCGGGCGGAGGAGGCGGCAUGCAGUCCGGCGGCAAGCAGUCGCAGUCGGGCAUGACCAAGACCGGCUCGAAGAUCAUCAAGAUGAACCUGCAGCUGAACGAGGAGGUGAAGCUCAAUGCGUGCGCGAACGCCUGGCGCCCGCACAUGCUGCAGACGCAAGAAAACGUCGAGGAGGAGGAGCGUGAAACGCAGAAACUGAUGGCGAAGGUACGCAGUAUCCUCAACAAGCUGACGCCGGAGAAUUUCGUCAAGCUAGUGCAGCAGGUGAAGGACCUGAAGAUCAAUACGGAGGACCAGCUCGACAGCUGCAUCCGACUGGUGUUCGAGAAGGCCAUCUCGGAGCCAAACUUUGCCGAAGCGUACUCGAGGAUGUGUCGCGAGGUCGGCUCGAUCACGACGAUCGGUGCCACCACGAUCAGCUUCCGGACGCGCCUGCUCGCCCAGUGCCAGAAGGAGUUUGUCAACCGGCGGAACGAUCAGGCGACGGCAAUUCGCGAGCGACGUGCAAAGCUGGAAGAGUGCAAGCAUCUCGGCAAGGAUGAGUUCGAGGAGCUGAAGAUACAGCUGGAGGAAGAAGAACAGAAGGUGCGCCGACGAGCGGUCGGUACGGUGCGGUUCAUCGGUGAGCUGUACAAGGAUGGGCAGCUGGCGCUGCGCAUCAUGCACCAGUGCAUCGACCAGCUGCUGACCAAGCAGGAGGAUGAUCAGUACAAUGAGGAGACACUUGAGUGUCUGUGCAAGCUGCUGACCACGAUCGGCGGCAAGAUGGAGCAGGAGAGCAAGGAUCGGGCCAAGGCGGCGACGGAGGGUAAGGAAAAGGAUAAAGCCGCCGCAGGGUGGACGUCAAUGGACCAGUACUUCGAGCGGCUCGAAGAGAUUGUGCGCAAGCGCGACAAGCACAAGAUCAGCAGCCGCAUCCGGUUCAUGAUCCAGGACCUGAUAGACCUACGCAAGAGUCGCUGGAUCCCGCGGCGCCAGGAGCUGAACCAGAAGACACUCUCGCAGAUCGCGCGCGAGGCCGAGUCGGAGCAGAAUCAAAUCAACUUGUUGAAUUUCAUGCCCCGCGGGGGUAAGGAUGGUGGUGGUGGUGGAGGCGGCUACAUGGGCGGUGACAUGGGUCGGAUGGGAUCGCGCAACGCUACCGGUGCCGGCGGCGGCGGAGGUGGUGGAACGUUCGGGAAGAUGUCUUCCGGCGGUGGCCCCGGAACGGGCUACAACCAGGGAACCCUGGGACGAGGUGGUGGUGGUGGUGGCGGUGGAGGCGGCGGCGGCGGCGGCGGUGGUGGCGGCUCCGGCAAGGGAAGCCGUCUACAGGCGGACGAUGACGGAUUCCUGCCCGUAUCGAGCAAUCGUGGCACGAACCGCGCGAUUCCGAUCGAUCCAAAGAAGCUGUUAUUCUCGGUGAACGUGGACACGUCUCAGCUCGGCAACGCCUCGAACUACCAGAAGUGGAAAACCAACAUGUUCGCUCCGCUCGGUAACGAUGACAGUGGCCCGGCAGGUUCCGCCGCAUCAUCCGGCAGCCUCGGAGGCAGUCGCGGUAGUUUCGGAAACGAUCGCGAUAGCAACGGAAGAGACCGUGAUCGGGACCGAGAUCGGGAUCGUGACCGGGAUCGUGACCGUGAUCGGGAUCGGGAUCGGGAUCGUGAUCGUGAUCGAGAUCGUGAUCGUAGCGGUAGUCACAAAAAUUACGCUAGUAGUAGCAGUAAUAAGGACUCUUACCAUAAAGGCUCGAUGGAGCGCGAUCGGUACGGACGCUUCGGAAGUAGUAGCAGUCAGAACGAGGAUCGCUUUUCACGAUCUUCCCGCGAGCCAUCGUCCGGCAGCAUGCGCCCAAUGGACAUGCACGAUCGAGGCGGCAGCAGAGGAGGAGGAGGAGGAGGAGGAGGCCCUCAGUCACAACAGCCGCCUCCGCGGAUGACAAACCGAAUGGGACCACCGCCGCCAUCCUCAGCAUCCGCCGGCUCCUCCGGUGGAUUCCAUCAACAGAUCAUGAUGCCCCAGCAACCGUCGGCUUCUUCAGCGUCGGCGGAGAAGAAUAGCGCCGCCGGUUCGGCGGGUUCGGCAGGGGGACGUUCGGCAACAACUGGUGGAGGAGGCCCGGCGCCCAACAGCUACGCCAAGAUCGACGAAGCCACCGAGCUAAAACAGCGCAAGUUCUCGGAGAACAUCCGCGAGUUCAUCAACACGCGUAACGUGACGGUCGUGCUGGAGGAAGUGGCCAGUCUGUUCAACCCCGAGCACUUCUACGGCGUCGCUAUGCAGCUGUUCCGCAACAACGUGGAGCGGGACGAGAAGCAUCGCCGGGCGGCGACGGAAAUCGUGGCCGCGAUGCUACGGAGGCAGAUGAUCACGCGGGCGGACUAUCUGUACGCGCUCGAAGAUCUACUGCGGGACACGCACGAACUCAUCAUCGAUCUGCCAACGCUGUGGAAGUGCCUCGCCGACUUCUUCGUGCCGCUGCUCCACGAUCGACAGAUCACGCUCGCCGACGUGCGCCACCUGGUGGCCAACUCGUUCCAGCCGAACGACAGCUUUGGCUGGCUGUUGCUUAAAGGGUUGCUACAGAGCUACGAGGUGGCGCACGGCAAAAAGGACGCGGCAGUCCUUUGGCACGAAUCGUCGGUCCAGUUCGCCGACUUCUACAAACCGACGUCGGGCACGAUCGAGGAGUGCGUGGAGCAGGCCAGUCUGGGCUACCUGCUCGAGUGCUGCACGGCGGUCGAUAUGCGCACAGUGGACGCGCGCUUACGCCAGUUCAUGCGCGACGACGUGAAGAACGAUGCGAUCUUCGAGUGGAUCGACGAGUACGUGCGGCAGCAGGACUCGCCGGACUUCAUCCGCACGCUGACGACGGCCGUGCUCGCCCACUGCAUCGACGGCACGCGGCUGCUGCUGCCCGCGAUCGAACGGUGGCACACCAUUCUGCAGAAAUACAUCAACAGUAAGGUCGAGCGGGAACUGCAGGCGCUGUACGCGAUCCAGCAGCUGAUGGUGGAGCUGCAGCACCCGCAGAAGCUGCUCCAUUCGAUCUUCGAACAGCUGUACGAUCGCGAUGUGAUAAUGGAGGGCUUUAAGGCGUGGAAGGACGACCCGCACGAUACGGAGGGCAAGGGCGUCUGCGUCAAGUCCACCACCCAGUUCUUCACCAUGCUCCUCGAGUCCUACAGCGAUGCCAGUGGGGACGAGAACAAUUAGUAGAUCGUGUGCGCGCGUCAAUCUUCCGCACGCAUUGCCGCGAGACGACGCAUUCGUCCGUUCGUCGUGGAUUUGUCGGUUCUUUUUUAUACAAAUUACCUAUUAUUACUGAGUAAAUAAUCGACUAUAAAGAAAAAAACACUGCACGCCGCAAGGGUUAGGAAAAAGAAAAUACACGGUGGUGUGUAGCAUUCAUCGUCGUCGUCGUCGUCGUCGUCGUCAUCGAGGUCCUUGCUUCGGAAGCUGCGGAAGAAACAACACACCACACAACAUAUAAACGGAAAAGGAAACCAGACUCACGAUGAUAACGAAGCGAUGGUAGUAUCUAGUAGGAGGUAGUAGUGCGUACUGGUGCGUUAAACAUUGUCCUGCGUGUGUAAGUAUGUUUGAGGGAAAACUAGGAAUUCGGGGUAACAUAUUACAUGCUGCUGCUGCCUCACAACACCGAAACUAGAAAACCUCCUCAUACACGCAUCGUUUUCUCUUACGGGUGGGUAAGAGAAACGCAAACGCAGACAAACUUUGAUGAUGAUUCUAUGA
This is a messenger RNA of Anopheles coustani, 7952 nucleotides long. Its product is annotated as eukaryotic translation initiation factor 4 gamma 1-like. Gene Ontology annotation, cellular component: eukaryotic translation initiation factor 4F complex. Bases 576 to 7412 code for a protein of 2278 amino acids. NCBI's taxonomy places the organism in Eukaryota, Metazoa, Arthropoda, Insecta, Diptera, Culicidae. The record is from RefSeq and is a predicted model, not a curated record. The transcript is spliced from 3 exons. Gene Ontology annotation, molecular function: translation initiation factor activity; mRNA binding; protein binding.